GUUGAUGAAAAAGAGAAUUCAAUAAUCAAUUUUAAUUUUUAAUAAAGCUAUAGAAAACAACAAUGGCCUUUAGUGAAGGUGAAGUUUGUAGAAUUUGUUUAAGCGUUAAUAUACGCAUGUUUGCGCUAAAGGAGACUGGCCUCCAAAAUUUGUAUAAAACAUUGACGAACAGUUUUUCAAUACCAAAACCGCAUAAGGUUAGAGAUGAGAUUAAAUUCACACCAAUUUAUCAUAUAGAUAUCUGGCCUGUAGAGUGUGAUAUAGAAAAUGAUUGCAAGGAUGAAAUUUUUUGCCUUGAUGCCGUUAAAGUUGAGGAAGAGAUUUUCGAAUAUGAGAAUUCCAAAUUGGAAGUAAAUGAGAAUCAUGAAACAGAACGAUACAUCACACCGACAAAUAAUUUUUCAAAACUGUCUGAGAGGAAGAUUAAAUCAAAUUCUAUUGAUUGUAACAUAAACGAUGUUAGUAAAGGAAACCUCGAUUUAGAAAGCCCUACUAUUAAAUCAAAGCCUAAAGUCAAAAAAGAUAAUCCCCCAAUUAAUAAAAAAGGAAAGCAUCCUGCAAAGAUUAUGAAAAAGAAAAUUCUGAAACAAAAGAGUGUAAAUAUACUUACGAAAAAAACGUCAGGGGCAUCAACAAAAAACAUUCUCGCCAAACACAUUUCAUACAAUCAUAAGACGCAAAAGAACUCAGAAGUUGAACAAACUCCAGUACCACAACUAAUGGAGGAAACAUUUAAUUGUGAUAUUUGUGAAUUUAAAACAUCUCAAAAACGCCGCAUUUUGGCACAUCUUAAAGCGCACGUCGCUGAACAAGUGUACUGUUGUAAUAAUUGUGAUUAUAAAUGUAUUAAAAAAGAUCGUUUGCAGAGACAUAUGAAAAUACAUACUGGAGAAAAACCUUUUUCAUGUCAUAUCUGUAAAUAUCAAUGUAUUCAAAAAAGUAAUUUGCAAACACAUAUGAAAAUACAUACUGGAGAAAAACCUUUUUCCUGUCAUAUCUGUAAAUAUCAAUGUAUUCACAAAAGUAAUUUGCAAACACAUCUGAAAAUUCAUACUGGAGAAAAACCUUUUUCAUGUAAUAUGUGUGAAUAUAAAUGUGUUAUAAAAAGUGAUUUGCAAAGACAUAUGAAAAUACAUACAGGAGAAAAAAAAUUUUCAUGUCAUAUCUGUAAAUAUCAAUGUAUUCGAAAAAGUAAUUUGCAAACACAUAUGAAAAUACAUACUGGAGAAAAACCUUUUUCGUGUCAUAUCUGUAAAUAUCAAUGUAUUUACAAAUGUAAUUUUCAAACACAUAUGAAAAUACAUACUGGAGAAAAACCUUUUUCGUGUCAUAUCUGUGAAUAUCAAUGUAUUCGAAAAAGUAAUUUGCAUUCACAUAUGAAAAUACAUACUGGAGAAAAACCUUUUUCGUGCUAUAUCUGUAAAUAUCAAUGUAUUCGAAAAAAUAAUUUGCAAUCACAUAUGAAAAUACAUACUGGCGACAAACCUUUUUCGUGUCAUAUCUGUAAAUAUAAAUGUAUUACAAAAAGUGAUUUGCAAAAGCAUAUGAGAAUACAUACUGGAGAAAAACCUUUUUCAUGUAAUAUCUGUGAAUAUAAAUGUAUUCAAAAAAGUAAUUUGCAAAGGCAUAUGAAAACACACACUUGAGCAGAACCUUUUUCGUGAGAGAUCUGGUAAAAUAUGUACAAUAUUAUGUAAACGUGUUUUGUAAACAUAUAAAAGUAUAUGAGAUAAAAAUACAUUUGUCAUGAAUUUCUUUUGUAACUAUAGAAGUAGAAAAACCUUUCCGUGUCUUAUGUGCUACUUGAAACUGUAGUUAUUCUGAAGAAGUUAAUUCAAAAACCAAAGAAACAACCAAAUGAAAUCGAACCUUGAAAUAUGUACCGAGUGGUUCAUAUUCAUUCAACACCUUCAUGUUUCUUUUUAAAUUUAAAUGAUACUAGUUUAUGUUUUACUUUUUUCGUUUCGAUGUUUAUCGUUACCGUUACAGCCUAUUAAAGUCCACUGUUCAAUAUAGGCCUCCCCCACGGAUUGACUCAUAGGAGAUAGAUAUAAGAAUAUCCACUACCCCAUAUCAUCCCGAGUGUGUCGUAGAGGCGACAGAGAGAAACAAAUCAGGAGCUGGGCAGCAGGGUCUUCGUAAUAAAAUAAAAAAACUGUGUUGCCAACCCGCUUGCCAAGCGUGGCAACUAUGGCAAAUAUCCCCCCAUGAUCUGGUCUGUUUCCACUAACCUCCCAUUUGUUUCAUAUUUGAAAGUUUAUUUUUUUUGGUUUUUGAAUCAGCUUCUUCAGAAUAAAUGCAGUUUCAAUUAGCACAUAAGGCACGUAAAGGUUUUUCUACUCGUUCUAUCAUUCCGUACAAGAUGGCUUUUGUAGUCGAGUUAUUAAUACAUUUCAUAUUUACACUGUAAAAUGUCCAGACUGAAUUCGGAGUGAAACUGAAACAUUGAACUCCUGCCGUGGCAGCUAACUAUGAAUUAAAGUGUAAGACAUUUACAUCACUACUUUUGGUUUUUUAAUCUUAGGUUUUCUUUGAUCUUAUAGAUUACCCUAUGUACGUUAAUGAAGGAAAUGAUUUUGUUAUGUAUGUUAACGCGCGGACAUUGUUUUUAUUAGUUUUACCUUGACUUGUACUAAAAAACUUUACAGGUUAAGUACUGUAAGGCAGUUUUCUUGCAGAGGCUUUAUUUAGUUAGGUGUUGUUGUAAAGUGAAAUGUAUCUUCACGAUUGUUUGAACUUUUUGUUAAAUUCUAUAUAAGUCAAAGACUUGUGUACUACUCGAGCAGCAAUUUAUACUUCGGGCAAGGGGAUAAAAGUUUUUCGAUGUUACUCCAUCAUAUCUGAACAGAUGUCAUCAAAGGUUUUUCUUUUCUUUACAAAGGUUACAUUGUCUAAAGGUUGUACAAAGAUUACAUAGUUUGGAGACGAAACUCCUCAGCGAGUCAUAGCACAGCGAUCGCGAUCAGUGUAAUAGCUUAAGAUAAAUUAAAUUUUAACCCUACAUGAUAUAUAAGUAAAUGCUGUAAUACAUAAGGUAAGAGAUCCCCUAGUAAUGAAUAUAGCUUAUUUAACAUUAUAGGUUUAGAAUAGAAUAGAAUAGAAAACUUACUGUAUUGACGUAUGUUUACGCCCACCCUUGCUGGACCACAAAGGAGGUGCGUCGCGCGGGCGCGGGAGGACAGCUGAGACGGACUGGCUGGCAAAAACUACCGCCGUGCAUUAUUAUACUUAACGCGGCUAUAUCUACAUCAUUAUUGUAACGAGGAUUAAUACAGUUUUGUCAUAAUUAUAUAUAUUUGUUGGAAGAAAUUAUAAGUAUUCGUC
Molecule: messenger RNA, 3324 nt
Organism: Parnassius mnemosyne (clouded apollo)
Lineage: Eukaryota; Metazoa; Arthropoda; Insecta; Lepidoptera; Papilionidae
Source: the annotation of a GenBank genome assembly